Trichoplusia ni (cabbage looper) is the source of this 811-nucleotide messenger RNA. RefSeq lists its product as uncharacterized. The record is from RefSeq and is a predicted model, not a curated record. Bases 240 to 794 code for a protein of 184 amino acids. Lineage: Eukaryota; Metazoa; Arthropoda; Insecta; Lepidoptera; Noctuidae. The transcript has 5 exons. Gene Ontology annotation, molecular function: odorant binding.
ACAAAAAUGUAUGAUUAAAAAACAAUUCUAUGCUGUGUUUUCUGAAACGUCUAUUAUUUUUUUUAAAUACGUUAACUUAAUACCUACGAAGUUGAAGGGAACAGUCAUCAAAACUGAUUACAAGAUGUUUAAAAGUAAUUUACUUACACUAUAAAAGUAUUUUAUAUCUAUUUCGUGACAUUAACAUAAUAAAUAGGAGUAGUUAUGGUUACAUUCUAUAAAACGCGCAACGAAGCAAAAUGGAUUACCGCGCCUGCAUUUUCUGUUUAAUUAUAUUUAUGGAAACACCAAUGGUAUUUUCGUGUCUAACAGAGGAACAAAGUGAAGCUUGUGAUGCUGUGUUUAGUUCAGACGCAAUGAAAUGGAGUUGUUGCUCACCUAUGCAAGAAUUCGUCGACAUCACUCGGGAUUGCCAGAAACAGACCAAGUCAAGAAGAUUUACGUGCGCCGUCUCAGAGUGCGUCACAGCGAAAUACGGAAUCCUAACCAAAGGUCAGAUCGAUGAAAAUAAAGUGAGGGCUUUGAUAAAGAAUCUGAACGCAAACCAACCAGAGUCCACGAACCUAAAUAGUCAGGUUUUGAAGAACUGCUUGAAAAUGAAGUACAGACAAUACAGUACCGUCGAUCCGAAGUGUGACGUCAUGAAGUUCCACAGCUGCGCUUUCAUAGGAUACAUGUUUGGAUGUCAACAGUUCAUUCAACGAUCGAGAUAUUGCAAGAAAUUAUCUUCCAACGUGGCAACCUGUAAGCCAGUUUUUAAACAAUACCUUAAAAAGAUUACGCCGUGUCAAUGAAAGAAAAGCUCUGAUUU